Nerophis ophidion (straightnose pipefish) is the source of this 8736-nucleotide messenger RNA. Its product is annotated as fatty acyl-CoA hydrolase precursor, medium chain-like. Lineage: Eukaryota; Metazoa; Chordata; Actinopteri; Syngnathiformes; Syngnathidae. The record is from RefSeq and is a predicted model, not a curated record. The coding region runs from base 96 to 1769 and encodes 557 amino acids. Gene Ontology annotation, molecular function: hydrolase activity. The transcript is spliced from 13 exons.
GUGAGGCUGCAAUACAAACAGAAGAACUGACGAGUGCAGCCUUGCAGAAGUUUGUGUGGACAGUCACAACUACACCAGCAACAAGGAGGACCACCAUGAAGGAAACCUUUUGCUUUCUUUUCACCCUCUUGUUUGCAUGUGUUGCUGCAAAAAGUGACGCACCCAUAGUCCACACAGCGCUCGGGAGCCUGAAAGGUGACUAUGUGAGUGUGAAGGGGAAGGAGACUGGGGUCUAUGCCUACCUGAGUGUCCCCUUUGCCAAGCCCCCCCUUGGCCCUGCUCUGAGACUGUCUGCACCCCAGGAUGUGGACAGGUGGGAAGGUGUGAGAGACGCCACCAAGCAGCCUCCCAUAUGCAUGCAAAGUAGACAGGUUCUUCGAGAUGUGUCUGAUCUGCUCGGCGGCUUGAUUACAGAAAUUCCUGACGUUUCCGAAGACUGCCUUUACCUCAACAUUUAUACUCCUGAGAGCAGAGCUCAUGAUGCUAAACUCCCAGUGAUGGUGUGGAUCCAUGGUGGCGGGUUUGCCAUUGGUUCAACUUCAUCGUUUGAUGGAUCUGCCUUGGCUGCUUAUCAGGAUGUGGUGGUGGUUCUGAUCCAGUAUCGCUUGGGAAUUUGGGGCUUUUCCAGCACAGGAGAUGAGCACAUGUCCGGUAACUUUGGCUUGCUGGAUCAGGUCCAAGCACUCCGCUGGGUCCAGAAGCACAUUCACAACUUUGGAGGAGACCCAUCUUCUGUGACCAUAUUUGGAGAGUCUGCUGGCGGAGUGAGCGUUUCCCUGCUGCUUCUCUCACCUUUGUCCCACGGCCUGAUCCACCGAGCCAUCGCUCAAAGCGGCACUGCUGCAAUGGACGCAUUAGUGACGAAUGAUCCUCUGCCCGUAACCAAGGCUAUCGCCAAUAGAACAGGAUGUAACAUUGAGAGUACACAACACAUCGCUGACUGCUUGAAAAACCUGGAUCCGGACACCAUUUUGAAAAUUACAGAACAGGAAAAAACGAGGAAAAUUUACAUUAAUAUCGACAGAGUCUUCCUGAAAAAACCUGUGAAUGAGCUGUUUGAGAAACAGGAAAUUCUGAAAGUACCUUUCAUGACUGGUGUCAACGAUCACGAAGGCGGCUGGUUGCUUCCUGCUUAUGUCUUACCCCCAAACUGGACUGAAGGAAUAGACCGAGAGCAGUUUGUUAACGGGUUUUCUGUCUACAACCCCAAUCCUGAAGAAUCCAUCAUCACUGAUCUGUGGGUAGAUGAAUAUGUCGGAGUUGGCGAAGACCGUGUAAAAAUUAGAGACGCUUUUACCGAGAUGCUGGGAGAUAUGCUGUUUGUCAUUCCUGCCAUUAAGACUGCAAAUGCUCACAGAGAUGCAGGUGUCCCAGUGUACUUGUACGAGUACCAGCAUGCCCCUCACUUUUUGAGAGCUCGUAGGCCAAGCUUUGUCAGGUCUGACCAUAGAGACGAGGUGUUUGCCAUUUUUGGAUUUUGCUUUACCACGACCCACAUCCGAUUAACUGAUGCAUGUCCGGAAGAGGAAGAAGUACUUAGCAAGACUUUGAUGAGUUACUGGGGUGCCUUUGCUCGCACGGGGUCUCCUAAUGGGGAUGGACUUGCUCACUGGCCAAACUAUGGAGGAGAAGAACACUUCCUGGCAAUAAGUGAAAAGAAGCAAGUCACUGGUCAGCACUUGAAACAGUCUCGCUUUCUCUUCAUGACUCAGAUCCUGCCAGAGAAACUUCGACUGCAUCUGGAGAAGCUGGAGCGCAGUGAACUGUAGCAGACGGACAUCAUUUCAACCCGAUGAUCGAUUGUGAUGCAUUUACUGGAGGUGGUUAAACUGAUGAACGUAGUUAACAAUAGUUAGGUAGAUACUUUAUUGAUCCAGCAGGAAAUACUCAAAAAUCAAUGCAAUUGUAUGAAAGUUUGAAACAAGAUAUUUUCAUUGACUAUAAGAGACGUGCACUUUUUACAGUUUCAAAAAUGCUAUCCCCAAAAAAAUUAAGAAUUGAACGGGUAAACUUUAAUGAAAUGUUUCAUUUAUAUCAUUAAAUAAUGUAAAAGGGGAAAAAAAAGUGAAUGUCUCAAGCGGCGACAGGAGAAAAGCUAUACUGCAAAAUAGGAAAUCUAGAAAUAUUAAUAUAAAAAUACAAUAACAUGGCAACAGAACAAGCAAAUCCAUUUGAGUUGACAGAAUACGUAACAUUUGUUAUUUUGACAAGUCAACUGGUGUCGUUCUGAAGAAGAGAAGUCGUCUAACAUAGAAAGUGCCCAUCGAGAAAAAAUAUCAUUUGAGUACAAAAUAAGUAUCUUUUAGUUUGGGCAUUAAAUCUUGCUUGAAUUUCACUUUUUGCAGUGUAGCUUGCACCAAAAAUGGAUUUUUAGAAACAAAGAUGCUUAUCACGGAUGCUACAGAUGCAGUUUUUUUUUUUUUUUUUACUCCAUGGCACUUGAGGUAAAAGAGUAUGGACGGUCAAAUGGGACAAAAUUAAAUAAAUCUUAAAACAAUUACUUAAAUGUGUCAUUUAUAAAUCAUCAAAUCAAUCAUUUUAAUCAUAAAUACUAGAAUUGAUUAAAUAUUGCAUUUUUUCAAUAAGAUUUCUUAUCAUUUGAUUUAAAUUCUUAAAUUUAUGAUUAUUGAAGUUUACCAAUGAAACAUUUAAAUUACAUUUAAUCAUUUAUUGAUUUAAUUAUUCCUCAAUUUGAUUCCAUGGUUUAAUAAUUUAAUAGAUUGACACAUUUGUAUUAAGAUUACAUAUAAUAAUUUAAAAAAUGGUUUCAGUAAUCAAUGACUGACACAUAAGUAAUUAUUUACAGAUUUUUACCCAUUUGGCCCUCUAUAAAACAGCAGUCGGGGAGGAAUUGUAUGUACGAUUACAAUAAAAAACACAAUUACAAAGAGAAAAAAACAGAUGUGAAAAGUUAAUUAGUUUGCUUAUUUAAAAUGAGCCCUAUAGUAGUACAGAAUACAAAGCAACAAUAAGGUUAAUCAUUAAAAUUAGUCACGUAAUGAUGAAUUGGAGAUUUCUACAUUUUGGUUCAGAUGAUUGGGACACAAUUUGAAGAUGCUCAAGUACUUUUUGGUGUGCAAAUGUUAAUAUAGCUGCAGUCUACCACAAAUAUGCUGCCCAGUCUGCGCAGUGUAUUUAUUUACUAUACUGCCUGGAAAAAGUGCACUUGUUGUAGGAAAGCUACUGGGCAACAAGUCAUAACAUGAUACACAAACAUACACUCAUACAGUACUUGGUAUACUUCCAUAUGAAUUUUGAUUGAAGGGGUUUUUCAAAUAUAUAGUUAGAUAGUCAUGUAUGGGAAAAAUAGAGGAAGGUUUCUGGUGAAAGGCAAGGUAUACAUUUCAAUAAACAGAACAAGUAAUACAUUUCAAACAAUAUGCUGCAAUUUCACAAAAUCCAGUGCAAGUUGUAUAGCUUAUGUUCUACUUUUCUAACACAUCUUUCCAGUUGACAUUAUCAAGUAAGGUGUGGUGAGAUCAUGCUUCGGAUUAUUCCAAAAUGAAAAUGUUAACACUAACUCUCAAUGAGCACGAAAUCUGAAUGUCAGCGUUUGACAAGAGUUAAAACAUAGCCCUGUUACACAUCUUGCUUUAAUAAUGAAAUUAUUCAGGAUUAAAACAAUUUUGUGGGCCAAAGAAAACUGUACCUGAGAAGCUGUCUUUUUUUUUUUCCGCAGGGAUUAUCUACUGUAGCAAACUAAAGUGACAAACCAAGAGCAGCAUGUGUGUAUAGUGGAGCAUACCGGCCACUGAAUUGAAAUGCAUUAGCUUCACACACGCGGUUCUAAAAUCAGAGGCACAUACAGUUUGCUCCUUAAAAAGUGGCAUGAAAUAUCGCUCCUGUUUUUCCUGGAGGGAAUAAAUAAAUAAAUAUUGUGACCCGUUGUCAUGCUGCACUGGCCUUCCAAAGGGAGUGCUUGGGUCUGCGAGAUAAAACUGCCUUGAUUGGACAGGUAAAUUAAAUGUUUGACAAACAUGUAUAGAUAAAAGCUGGAAAACGUGUCAUGAGCUAAUAUAUAUUGUAACGCGGCAAGAGGAGGGGGAUACAGAGGUUAUUUGGGUAUAAUGUACUGUAUAUUAUUAUUAUCAUUAUGCAUUGCACUGCCGGAAGGGACCUAAAGCUGGGAUCAUCAGGAUGUCCAAGACUGCAUGUUGCGGAGCAUGGCCUCGAAUUGCUCCAUGUUUUGGGCGUGUGCGUGGGCGAGGCCGUCCGUCAGGCGGCUGUAGAGACUGAAGGACUUCAACUCCAGCCAGAUGAAUCCGAAACGGUCCUCGUCAAACAGCACGAAGAGGCCAGGGGUGCGCUCGGGACUUGUAAAGCCAUGUCCUGCAAUCAGGCCUGUCCCGUAGAAGCUGAUAUGGAUGUACAAAUAAAAAAUAAAAAAAAAGGUCAAAGUCUGGUCAAUGUUUGAACAGAUGCAGGUUUGCUUAUAGUCAAGUCAAAACACCUCAAUGAAGCAGAACACUGGACAUGAAUGGGAUAAUAUCUAAUAACAACAACCUAACAAGCAGAGAUGUAGCACCACUUUCUGGGCCUCCGUACACAAAACUCCCUCUUCCCACUCUAAACCCAAUGGUGCAGAAAUAUGGGGAAAUAACUAGAAAAGUACAAUUCAUUCAUUAACCUUAUUAGAAAAAAGAUCAGUUAGAAUAAUACAUAAUGUUGGAUAUAGACAACAUACAAACUUAAAAACUUUUAGAAGCGCUGACUCUGAGCUGAGGAGGGCUUUAAAACCGAACUGGAACAGCUCAGUGAUACCAUUAUCCUCUAAGAAGGGCAACAACUGACUGUAGACAACCUUCUCUAAUAUUUUGGAAAUGUAUGGAAAAUUAGAGAUAGGUCUAAGGAUAGAGAGGAGAGAGGGGUCGAGGCUUGGUUUUUUAAGAAGAGGUCGUACCACUGCAUGUUUAAACUCUACUGGAACUAUUCCAGAAGAGAGGCUACUAUUGAUAAUGUUAAGGACACUUGAUCCAAUAGUAGCAAAUACCUCCUUAAACAGGCGAGGUGGGAGGGCAUCUGCAGGAGAACCAGAGGGCUUCAUAUGACUAACUGUGUCAUUUAAAAAAGAAAAGGAUGGAAAAGAGAAGAGAAAUGCAGAGGAACAGAAGGGUCAUAUGAAGGCUGGGAUAAACUGGCUCUAGUUGACGCAAUUUUGUCAGUGAAAAAAUGGAGACCAUUUUCACAGAAUUCAAAAGAAGCAUCAAAACCCAACAGAUUUGGGAGCAUCAAGGACAGUGUUAAUAGUUUUGAACAGAACUCUGGGGUUGUUACAGUUAAAAGAUAUAAUCUGAGAUAGAUAUAUAUUCAUCUCUGCUUUUACAGUCAUCUGAAAGGAAAGAAGGCUUUUUCUAAAAAUGGCAAAGGACACAUGCAGCCUGUCCUUUUUCCAUCUUCUCUCUGCUCUUCUGCAUUCGCGCCUUAAGACCUUUAGUACAUCAGUAUGUGGAAUUAAAUUAUGGAGUGAAUUAAGCAAAGAAAUCAAACAAUGUACUAAUAUGAUCCAAUUCCAAGAAACUCUUCAAACUUAAAGUGUUUACAAAGUACAAAGAAGAAGAACCAUAAUAAACAUUCUGAAUGUAUUGGUAAUCUUAUUUAUCUCAACAUAUGAAAUGCAACUUACUUCACUAGUUAUUUUUAUAUUUUUUAAUCAUACUACAUAUGUAGUAUAUUGUGAAUAAAUUGAAAACAGGAAGUGAACAAAAGUGUUAGCAACUACUAAGGUAAAGGAAAAGGGGUGGGAUUAAAUAAGCUCUGCUUCUUUCUACUGGGACGGCGUGGCGCAGUGGGGAGAGUGGCCGAGCGCAACCCGAGGGUCACUGGUUCAAAUCCCACCUAGUACCAACCUCGUCACGUCCGUUGUGUCCUGAGCAAGACACUUCACCCUUGCUCCUGAUGGGUGCUGGUUGGCGCCUUGCAUGGCAGCUCCCUCCAUCAGUGUGUGAAUGUGUGUGUGAAUGGGUAAAUGUGGAAGUAGUGUCAAAGCGCUUUGAGUACCUUGAAGGUAGAAAAGCGCUAUACAAGUACAACCCAUUUAUCAUUUAUCAUUACUCCUUUUCGAACAUGUUGAAAAGAAAAAUUGGAAAUUGUGAUGUAUCAUGUUGUUUGCAUGUUCGAAAGAAACUCAAACUCAACUCCAGUAAACGUCCCACUUAAUAUGUUUACAGUACAUGCACUAAAACACUAAUUGCAUAAAGUUAAAAAUAGCUUUUUAAAACACAUGCAGAAACCUUAAUUAACUUUUUGACGGGGGACGGCGUGGCGAAGUUGCUAGAGUGGAUGUGCCAGAAAUCUGAGGGUUACUGGUUCAAUCCCCACCUUCUACCAUCCUAGUCACGUCUGUUGUGUCCUUGGGCAAGACACUUCACCCUUGCUCCUGAUGGGACCUGGUGAGCGCCUUGCAUGGCAGCUCCCGCCAUCAGUGUGUGAAUGUGUGUGUGAAUGGGUGACUGUGGAUGGUGAAAUCCCUAAAUUACUUGCAAGAGCUCCUUGAGAAAUGUUGUUCUUAAACUGUUCGACAAUUUGCUCACACAUUUGUUCACAAAGUGGUGACCCUCGCCCCAUCCUUGUUUGUGAAUGACUGAGCAUUUCUUGGAAGCUGCUUUCAUACCCAAUCAUGGCACCCACCUUUUCUCAAUUAGCCUGUUCACUUGUGAGAUGUUCCAAAUAGGUGUUUGAUGAGCAUUCCUCAACUUUCUCAGUCGUUUUUGCCACUUGUGCCAGCUUUCUUGAAACAUGUUGCAGGCAUCAAAUUCCAAAUGAGCUAACAUUUGCAAGAAAUAAAGUUUUAAAGUUUGAACAUUAAAUAUCUUGUAUUUGCAGGAUAUUCAAUUGAAUAUAGGUUGAAAAGAAUUUGCAAAUCAUUGUAUUCUGUUUUUAUUGACGAUUUCCACAACGUGCAAACUUCACCGGUUUUGGGGUUUGUAUAUUAGAUGUUACACUAAUAUGUUUUGUUACAUAUGACAAAGCUAAGACGUUAAGUUUUUUUUUAGAUCCUUCAGCAUAUAUUGAUUGACGUACAUUGUAUUGUUUUUAGUAUCUUUAGUACAAAAUGUGUGAAAGUAGUCCUCGCAUCCUUCAAUUUUUCUGUAUGCGGCACUCGCUGGAAAAAGUUUGGAUGCUCAUGGACUCGAUUAACCACAAUUUUAUGUUGUUUUUUUUAUGUCAUUAUUUCAACAAUAAUAUUUAAAAUGACUUACCAUUUUCUGCAGGUGCGAGGAUACACCUCAUUUCGAGCCAUGACUCCUAGAGGCAGAAUGAAGGGCUGCGUCUCAGGAGGACCAAUGUCUUCGCUUGGACCCGCCUGGCAACCGUCUGAACCAACGCCAUGAUUGACCUCAAGCGCCUCUGCUGAGCUAACACCGCCACAUGCUCCCUCUGCUGGUACCGUCACCAGGGCGGGAGUGUCUUCUCUCGCCUCGCUCCGGACUUGUUGGUGUACCCCAAGUACGAGUCGUGACAACUCCUCUACAUUGCGCUGAUGUUCCAAGUCCGGGAGGACUAGAGGCUGGCUCAAAUCAACAUCCAAAGUCAGUUGCCCAGCAGGGACGUUGGGGUCUCCCUGUAUAUAAAGUGCAAAAUACUGUUAGCAUUACCUUUAGCAUAUUACAGCUCAUUCUUUAAUAGCAAUUGUUACCUUUCACAUAUGAACUAAUAUGGUACCAGUUCCUGAUACCUGGGGUACCGGUCCUCAACGGUGCCAAUUUUCGGUACUUUUCUGUGUGUUCAUAAAUGUUAUUUUUUUAAUAUUGAAAUCUAAUUAUUUAAUGCAAUAGCUGAAUAUGAUAACGGUGCUGGCCAGAUUUGAUAUCUUGUUUUCAUACACUUCUGAAUCUCAUUUGCAGGUAUAUUUGACUUGCAAUUCCAAGAUGUUCGAUAGCAGUAGCGUAUUCAUACUUGCCAACCCUCCCGGAUUUUCCGAAGACUCCCAAAAUUCAGCGCCUCUCGCCAAAAACCUCCCGGGACAAAUUUUCUCCCGAAAAUCUCCCGAAAUUCAGGCGGAGCUGGAGGCCACGCCCCCUCCAGCUCCAUGAGGACCUGAGUGACGUGUCUGAGAGUGUGUCUGCCCAAUGACGUUUUAACUGUAGAAUGAUCGAGGGCAAAUUCUUGGUUUCUUAUGUGGGUUUAUUGUUAGGCACUUUCAUUAACGUCCUCCCAGCGCAGUAACAACACACAACAACAGCAGUCACGUUUACGGCUACCACUCUAGUCUGCCGUAAACAGCAUGUGACACUCUUAAACAGGACAAUACUGCCAUCUACUGUACAUGCACCAGCACAACACCUCCAGGCAACUUCAACCCUUUACCCUCCUACAUUCACAUCCCAUCUCCCCGGAUUGUAAAUAACCUAAUGUAAAAAAUCAAAUGUAUUCCUAAUGUAUAUACUUGUUCUUAUGCUAUCUGAACUCACUAUGUUCUCUCCUCGCUGUACAUAUCCUACUAAUUCACAACUACACAGUUUCAAUGUCCAUUUCUCUGUUGAUGCAAUUGUUGAUGACUGAAGUACUGAUAUCAACCAAGGCUCCUCAUCCCACCCCCAGGAAUUGUAAAUAAUUCAAUGUAUAUACUAUAAUGAUUAACUUGAGUGAUGACAGUAUUAUGCUGAUAGUAUAUAUUUGUACCACGACUUAAAAAAGUUGAAAAACUUAUUGCGGUGUUACCAUUUAGUGGUCAAUUGUACGGAAUAUGUACUGUACUGUGCAAUCUACUAAUAAAAGUUUCAAUCAAUCAAUCAA